AUGUACACGCUGAGGAGCACGGUGGCUUAUCAAAGAGUGCACAGCGACCACGGUGUGUUCACGUACAAACCAGCGCAUACCGAUUUGAGCAAUUUCAGUCGAGGCAGUUAUUCCGCAUUCUCAUUCAGCAACCACUAUUUUCUCGCUAAAAAAAUGCUGACCGACGGUCGCGUAGCAUAUUACGCUGGAGUGGAAGGUAAACCGGAGCAAGUGUGCAUCGCUGAAACAUUGCCUGACGAAGCGCUUCAUCUGACUCUAUUUGUUGGCACGGGAAGUCAAUCGGCUCAUGAAAAAAUCCGUGCACAAUUUUCACCGAAACCGGAACCGACUGUGCCAGAUUUGCCAAUGACUACUAUGGCAAUAACCCGUGGAACUGCCACUUCUACCAGCUGUAGCAUCCUUAUCGCACUUUUGCUGUUUUUCAUGUCAUCUUGA
Molecule: messenger RNA, 435 nt
Organism: Gongylonema pulchrum
Lineage: Eukaryota; Metazoa; Nematoda; Chromadorea; Rhabditida; Gongylonematidae
Source: the annotation of a GenBank genome assembly